Messenger RNA from Guillardia theta CCMP2712, 6585 nucleotides. RefSeq lists its product as hypothetical. The transcript has 11 exons. The coding region runs from base 1 to 6585 and encodes 2194 amino acids. The record is from RefSeq and is a predicted model, not a curated record. NCBI's taxonomy places the organism in Eukaryota, Cryptophyceae, Pyrenomonadales, Geminigeraceae.
AUGUCGUCGAAGGGCCAAUCCAAGGGAAAGGCCGCUCCUACUCACCGUGUGCGGACUAAGAUGCCGGAUGUCUUCGAGUCGCAGGGUGUCAUGUUCACUGCAUUCGAGCAGAGUCAGUACGAUGAGACCUUUGAUGUUAGCUAUGGGUGGGAAUUCAAGGACUGGUUCAAGACUGUGACAUCGUCUGAAGAGAGUAAGCAGCACAAUCAUGUAUUCUUUGUGAAGAAGAGUCCGAUCACUGAGAAAUGCUUUCCCUGCUUUGACAUGGUUCCACCUGCUGCUUUCACCCUCAAGCACAACAUUCAAAAACUUCAGUGCCCUGAAAAAUACAAAGAGAAGGAAUUCCAAGCCCGUUGUAUACUGUGCGGAUUGGACGGGGACAGGGCACACAAGGGCUGUUCUAUGGCAUUGGUGACUCGGACUCUCACCAGGAAGGACAAAUCAUUCAGCGUGGAGAGUCUGAAGUAUCCUACUGAGAUCAAGAAAUUCUUCGGUUUCUCUUUGUGCAGCCCGCAUGCCAACCAGCUUGACGACUGUUGUAAUGCUGUACUUAUCAAUAUCGUGAAGCAGUGUAUGAAGUCACACUCCGAUGUUCUGGUCGAUACCCUCGUCUUUCGCAAACACAACGACGUUUUUGUCAAGGACAUACCUAAGCGAACGAAACAGAACAAGCUGAAGGAACAGGACAAGCAGCAGGAAGCUCCCAAGGAGCCCGCUGAAAAGGACAAGCAGCAGGAAGCUCCCAAGGAGCCUGCCAAGAAGGACAAGCAGCAGGAGCCUCCCAAGGAGCCUGCCAAGAAGGACAAGCAGCAGGAGCCUCCCAAGGAGCCUGCUGAGAAGGACAAGCAGCAGGAAGCUCCCAAGGAGCUUGCUGAGAAGGACAAGCAGCAGGAGCCUCCCAAGGAGCCUGCCAAGAAGGACAAGCAGCAGGAAGCUCCCAAGGAGCCUGCCAAGAAGGACAAGCAGCAGGAGCCUCCCAAGGAGCCUGCCAAGAAGGACAAGCAGCAGGAGCCUCCCAAGGAGCCUGCCAAGAAGGACAAGCAGCAGAAAGCUAUUUCAGAAUCUGCCUCGAAGGAUGAUGAAAUUUUCGACAAUGCUCUGAAUGUCAUCAUGAGAAUGAAAAAUAAGCUCAAGGACAAUUCUAUUGAGCAGGAGAAAGAGGAACUGAUCAAGGAGAGCCGUGAACUGAAGCGCAAACUCGAGCAAGUGACCCAAGAGUACAACAAGCUGCAGAAGGUAACCGACAGUGUGAUCAAGAAGUCGGACGAGAUGAACAAUUUCCUCCGUGCUAAGUACCGGCAGAGCUUAGAGCAGAACAAGCAUGUGGCACAUGAUCUUGACAAGUUCAGGGAUUGCAUCAAGCAGUCAAAAGGAAGUAUAACAGUCGUGAUUAAAGCGUACCUUCAAAACACACUACUAGGGAUGUGGCCCAUCGCCUACGAUACCAUCCUUAAUCUCUUCAUAUCCCGCGAGCGGGAGGAGCGAGAGGAGAGGAGGAGGAGGCAGGAGGAGGAGGCGCGCCAGACCCGUCUCAUCUCACCCCUCCAGCUGCGUAUGCAGGCAGUCAGGGGGGUGGAGCAGAGGAGGGAGGAGGGCAUAAGGGACAUGGAUGGCUUCAAGCGAAUGCAGAUGUGCCGCGACGCGCUUUCGGCGAUCGACCAGAGGGGUUGGAACCGCUCUUACCAUCAGCGGGAGUUUCACAACGAUUUCCUCCGAGCCUGUGCCCGUGUGUUCUGGAAGACAGACCCGCACGGCCAGUUCAGCCGUGAUCACCAGAGGAUCUUGGAGCUCAACGGAUGGGACCACCUCGCGCAGGAGAUCCUUGUCAGCACGCCCCGUCGAUUCGGCAAGACCAUUUCCGUGAGCAUGUUUGCGGCGGCGAUGAUGUUCUCGGCCCCUGGGGUGGAGGUGUCGAUAUACUCGACCUGUAAGCGCAUCUCGCAAAAACUCCUCCGCAACAUACAGAAGUUCCUUUACAUCAUAUACGAGCAGAUGGGGGUACAGGCUUACAAGGUGAUCCGUAUGAACAUGGAAGAGGUCGUUGUCCAGGGUCCUGAAAGCAGGCAGGAUGUCAGGAUUGUCAACUCCUAUCCUUCCAAGGUCGCUUACAACUUCAAAAUUUAUCGAAGAGCUGGUACGGGGUGUGAUAUACAGCACGAGCUCGAGCUCGACGGGAACCUGGACAUGAGUUUCCAUCCGGACGGCUUCGGUGACUUCUUCGAUACAUAUCCCGACGAGAGUGCAGGACUCCCAUUAUUUUCAGAUCAGCGCAUAUUUGAAGCGAGAAGCAGCGAGGCACUCCCUCCCCCUCCCCCAGCGGACCACUCAGAGGAGGAUGAAGGGAGUGAUAAGGACAAUGAAGGUAAUACAAGCAAGAAGGAAUUCAUCGUUUUCAGAGAUAAAGGUGUCACGGAAUAUGUGUGCUCAAACGACAAGAGCUUGCGCUCAAAACAGUCCGAUUUCUUCACGAAGAACAACAAGGAAAUACGCUCGUUUCUUUCUGAUGUCAUGAAUGGUCUGGAGUUUGACGGAGUCUUCAAAGAUAAAGAUUACGUUGUGAUUGACUUCAAUCGCUGCAUGGGUAUCGCCGGCCCCAUCAUUGCCCGCCUUCACCAGAAGCUGCUGAUGGACAAGGAUGGGGCAAAGUGUUGUGCCCGUCUGAUCUCCUCCCUGAAGCAGAUGCGAGAGGAGGACGUGCAGCACUCGGAGGCCAAGAUUAAGCAGCUCGAGUGCCUCCGAGUCUGUGACAUGGACUUCUUCAGCUACCUCUGCUUUCUCCUCAGCCUGGGCUGCAACCGGAAGAUCGACUCCAUGGAGGGGAGUGCCAUUUACAGUCGUCAUAUCGUCCCCUGUCUGCAGGAGCUUACCUGCACCACACAGUUGGCCGAUGUGGAUGUGAGGAGCAUCAUGAUGCUAGGCAGCUGGCACAUGGUCAAUGCCUUCCAGACCUGCUGCGUGAGCCGGAAGGGAAUUGCCUCUAUUUGGGGCAGCGUGUGCAUCGCGGAGGAGAGGGCGAUGGAAUUCCUCCGCUCUAUCGAUAUUAUUUGCAUUUACCGGGGGACGGGAAUCAAGGCCAACAAGCACCUUACUGAAUACCGCACCAUAGUGCAGAGGGCGGUGUGGACCACCGUCAACGGACUAAUGGGCGUCUUCUACAAGAGAAUGGAGGACGCGUGCGCCAAGAUUCCAAUCUCUUACAUGCGGAAGAAUCAGAUGUCAGAUGUGGGCAUGCAGAGCUGCGUGAAGCUCUCUGAUUACCUUUCCCUGUUACCCUUCACCGAAUACAUCCCUGCAGGUUACUACUACUUCACUCCGACGGAGAAGUACGCCUUCUUCGUGCAGGGCAUAUGCGCCAUCACCACCUUCCACUUCGACGACUUGAAGCCGAGGGUGGAGAUUUUUCUCUAUGUCAAGAAUUGCAAGAUGCCCGGCACUCCUUGGACCAUACCACUCCGAUUCCUACUCUCCAAGGAAAUGUGCACCUGGGUGGUCGACUGGAGACAGUUCCAGCAUGAAAUCUUCACCGCCGUCAAGCAGCGUCGUUGCAUCAUUAUGCGGAAGGGCAAGGUCGAUGUCAACUUUGUACCGGAGGAGCAUUUUGUGAGGAAUGGGAAGAUUCCGCAUGACGUGAAAUCAUACAAGGUUGUCAGCCAGUUUCAGACCAAGGAGACAUGCAUGUCGAUUGUCGGGAAUUUGAAGCUCCUUAUUGGGAAGUCGGAUUCGAUGCUGUUUAACAUCCGGGAUGAGGCCAACCGACCCGCCCUUACCGCCUACGGGAGCCAUGCAGACGCCGUCUUCAACAUCAUGAGGGAGGCGGUAAAGUUUGAAGAGCUCGGUAAGCUCCGGGUCCUUCCCGAGGAGAGUCUACAGAACGAUGUCAUCUUUACCAGAUCCAUCAGCGCAUUGAUAAGGAAGUUGUCCAGCUCCACCAUGGUGAAUCAUGAUAAUUUGAUCAGCAUUUUGCGUCUUACCCUUGCCCUGUGUGACCGUGAAAAUAUUGGGAGGUGUAUCUACGACAGCAUCCGUGGUAUCUUCGAGCAAUUCUAUUCCUCCCUCGAGUUUGGAGAUGGCAGCUGUAUCCGUCUGGAGUUUGAUGAAGAGAAGGUGCAUGAGUUUGCCAUCCUUUGCCUUGGCGCGGAUGGUCCAUCUGAAAAGGCACCACUUCCAGACAGCCAUAAGCGCAAGGAGAUGGAGUCAGGAACUCCCUCUGACAAGAUCCCGCAGCAGUCGCCAUUCAAGAUUCCGAAAUUGCCAACUUCCAAUGUUUUGGAGCAGCCACCUUCAAAGGUCCCGGAGCAAUCGUCGUCGAAAAACACUCCUGCCCCUGAUGUACCUGAGACAGAAUCAUUUAUUCAUAAGGACGAUAUUGUGCCCUGCGAUCUGGUUGAAAUCAUCUUCCUACCGCAGGAAGAGGAAGUGAUGGAGACUGAAGAAAAAGGAUCCGACGAGCCUGCCCCGCGUGAAAAUGUCGAAGAAUUGACGAAUAACGCAGAGGUGCUACUGCAGAGCGCCAAUCAGAUCAUGCAGCAAAAGACUUCGAAUGAGCCAUCCUUGAAGAAGAAGAAGCCAUCAAAGGAUGAUCCUAGGAUUGAAAAGCAUGCCGCCAUGAUCAAUGACUUCCUCGACAAGCUCAAGGUCGACGACAGGUUGCUGAAGCAAACCCUUUUCAUGUGUCAGACGGACAUGGUCUUCAUGGGUUCGGACCUGGACUACUGGAGCCUGCGGAGCAAGAAGCUGGAGAAGGGAGACCCGCUUAACCUUCAGGAUGUCGUCGUCUGCUUUGUCCAGAGUUACACCAUGAAAAUGAACAAGAUGAAGGUCGGGACUGACUUCCGCGAGCGUAUGAAGAGCUUUUCAAGAGAUGUGGUGAAUGAUAAUCUCGAGUUCAUGAUGCAUUCCUUCGACGAGACGAUGGGGAUAUGUGACUACAUGAUCAACAUUGCUCGGAAGAACAUGAAGUUUAUGAUCAUCGUGGGGGGCGUCCUGUGCUUCCUUCUUACAUCCAUCGCAUACUUCAUGCUGUAUUACAUCUUUGUUUUCCCUGAACUCAAGAAGAGGGAUUCGCAGGAGACUUAUCUUAGUGUGUGGCACUGUCUGCUCACCCUCUUCAUGGCGGGCGGCGUCGCCCUGACCUUCAUUCUCUCCUCGAGCGCCAACGGGGAGCAGCAGCUCGCCUUCUACACAACCCUUGUCUUUGGGUUGGUGUACUUCUGUUGCAACGAGAUCGGCAUCACUAUCCUUCGGCAGAGUUUGACCAAGCCCAUCCCGGAUCUGUCUCCCUUCUCCUGGGAUGAUGCGAUGAUGAGGAAGGAGAAGUUCAGGAGGCACGAUGAGGAGGAGAGCUUCUGGCAGCUGAUGGAGAUGGCAAGCUACGAACCCGUCAUCAAUGUUUCCUUUUCGACGAUACAGGCGAUGUGCCUUUCAAGAGACAUAGACGUUGUCGUCGAUAAGAAGCCCAGCAUCCCUGGAUUCAAGAAAUUUUUGAAUAUGUAUUACAAGCCCUUCCUUGCCCACUGCAUCCGGAGCUUCUUCGUGUGCGGCUUCGCGGCCGUCCGCUUCCGCAGGCUCGCCAGCGGGGACAUCGUGCCCGAGUGCCUCCCGCUCGGCAGCUUCCGCUGGACAGUUGUCGCCAACCCGAUGAGGAGGGACGGACAGGGAAACGAAGGCUCCGGCGCAGACAACAUCAAGCCCGACGCACAGGAGCCCGCGAGCAGGAAGACCUACCUCCCCAAGUUCACGCCCAGGGAGAGCGACGAGAGCAAGAUGCUCCGCUACAAGAUCACGGUGCUUACCGGCAAUGUCAAGGAGAACGAGGUCUACGUCUACGAGUUCGUGCAGCCGACCUUCAACGUGUCGGGCAACUCCCGCUUCUACGCAACGGUCAGCAGCCCGAUGGCGGGCCUGAUCCAUGAGUACCGGGACCUGCGCGAGGCGAGGGCGAGGCGCUCGAUGGCCGACGCCUGGAACACCAGGGCCCACGUCGUCUGCUCGCUCAAGGACAGCAAGAUACCGACGGACCAGCCCAGGGAGAACUUCCUGGCCACCCAACUGACGCUACCCGCCGUCCGGGCCGAGCACAACCUCUUCCUGGCCAGCCUCGCCGAGGAGGAGGGUAUGCAGGCAAGGAAGGUCACCGAGCAGAUCGAGGAGGAGUUCCUGGAGAAUUCAGGCAACCAUCCCCCGCUCCUGCACAUUCUCCCGAAGAACUACGACAGCCAGAUGCUCGGCCAGUUGAACCCGGUCGAGGACAUAUCCCUUCUCUACAACCAGUGGACGAACUCAGUCUUCCAACUGUUCAAGAUCCCGCCCAAGAUGAUGAUCGGGAACCUGGGGCUCACCAAGGAGGCCGGCAUGAACCAGCGGAUAUUCUCGGCCGAGAUGCAGCAGCUCUGCAUGCAUCUGCGAGCCUUGGCCGGGAAUGUCUACUCCAUCAUCUACGGGGAGGAAGACCCACACAGGGUCAACUUCGUCAUCCAGCCCGCCCCUAAGAUCGACGUCGAGAGCAUCGAGGACCUCAAGAUGCUCUUCGAGAUCGGCUCGAUCAAACCAUCCACCGCUGCUAAACUGACAUCCUUGCGAGUGUGA